AUGCCGUCAGCCAAUCGCCGUCGUCCAAGGCGAUACGGUAGGUCGCAAUGGCCGCGACCGGGCAUCCCACAUAAUCGGACCGCUACACACAUGCUCCAGUUGAACGGGUACGUUUCAAGAAUUCUGACUUUGGCUGCUCCCCACAUCAUCACAGUUGUUGCCACAUCCAUGUUCGAAUCGAAGCCGGACGUGGGACAGCUGCAAUCGCAGAUGCAGAUGCGUGAGGCGAAGCCGUACAAAUGCACGCAAUGCGUGAAAAGCUUCGCCAAUUCGUCCUACCUCUCGCAACAUAUGCGAAUCCAUCUAGGCAUCAAACCAUUUGGCCCAUGUCAAUACUGCGGUAAAAAGGUUAGUUAA
This is a messenger RNA of Haemonchus placei, 357 nucleotides long. Lineage: Eukaryota; Metazoa; Nematoda; Chromadorea; Rhabditida; Trichostrongylidae. The record is from the annotation of a GenBank genome assembly.